Molecule: messenger RNA, 2534 nt
Organism: Diospyros lotus (date-plum)
Lineage: Eukaryota; Viridiplantae; Streptophyta; Magnoliopsida; Ericales; Ebenaceae
Product: long chain acyl-CoA synthetase 9, chloroplastic
Exons: 12
Coding region: 236-2326 (696 amino acids)
Cellular component (GO): membrane; endoplasmic reticulum
Molecular function (GO): long-chain fatty acid-CoA ligase activity
Source: RefSeq, a predicted model, not a curated record
UAGAACCUUUCAAAACUUAACUUGUUCUGAGACUCCAACUCCUCUGCUCUCGAUCCCUCCGUCCAGCCCAGCUUCUAUUUAGCACCGCUUUCCUUCAGGCUUUGGCUUCUUCAUGCCCUUCUCUCAAAAGCCCUAAUUUUCACCUCAUUCUUUUGGGCUCCUCUAAUGCUGGCCAUCUGAAUUUGGUCUUACUUUCCGAAAUCGGAAUUUGGAGGAGCUGCACGUUUGUUCGAAGAUGAGUGCUUAUAUUGUAGGCAUCCUUGUUCCUCUUGUAUUUACUCUUUUGCUUCGGAAUUCCAAGAAUGGGAAGAAACGAGGGUUGGCUGCUGAUGUUGGUGGGGAGCCUGGGUAUGCAAUUCGAAACUUUCGUUUUACCUCCCCUGUGACAACAGCAUGGGAAGGUAUCUCAACGCUUGCAGAUCUUUUUGAGCAAUCAUGUAAGCAGUUCCAGAACAAAAGGUUUCUUGGAACUCGAAGAUUGAUUUCAAGAGAGAUGGAGAAGGCUGAAGAUGGAAGGACUUUUGAGAAACUUCAUUUGGGGGAUUAUGAGUGGUUGAGCUAUGGCGAAGUCUUUGAAGUUGUGUGCAAUUUUGCUUCCGGUUUGGCACAAGUUGGGCAUAGAAGGGAAGAACGGGCUGCAAUCUUUGCUGAUACGCGAGAAGAAUGGUUUGUUGCACUGCAGGGUUGCUUUCGGCGCAAUAUUACUGUGGUUACCAUAUAUGCAUCUUUGGGGGAGGAGGCUCUGUGUCACUCAUUAAAUGAGACGGAGGUCACAACUGUGAUUUGUGGGCACAAAGAACUGAAGAAACUUUUGGAGAUAAGUGGGCAACUUGACACGGUAAAGCGUAUUAUAUGCAUGGAUGGUGAGAUCCCAUCAAAUGCCUCAUCAACUGAAAGCAGGAACUGGACAAUCACUUCAUUUUCUGAAAUAGAAAGACUAGGCCUAGAGAAUCCUGUUGAUGCGGACUUACCUCUUCCAGCUGACAUUGCAGUCAUAAUGUAUACAAGUGGGAGCACUGGUUUACCUAAGGGAGUAAUGAUGACACAUGGCAAUGUUCUAGCGACAGUUUCUGCGGUCAUGACAAUUGUUCCUGGCCUUCGAAGCAAGGAUGUUUAUUUAGCAUACCUACCCUUGGCUCAUAUCCUUGAGUUAGCUGCUGAGAAUGUUAUAGCUGCUGUUGGUAGUUCAAUAGGAUAUGGUUCCCCUUUGACUCUUACUGAUACAUCAAACAAGAUAAAGAAGGGGACAAAAGGGGAUGCUUCUAUGUUAAGGCCUACAUUGAUGACAGCCGUCCCAGCAAUUCUUGAUCGGGUUAGAGAUGGCGUGCAGAAGAAGAUUGUUGCAACUGGUGGACUAUCAAAGACACUGUUUGAUUUGGCUUAUGCACGGCGGUUAUCUGCAAUGAAUGGAAGUUGGUUUGGGGCAUGGGGACUAGAAAGGCUUCUGUGGAACUUUCUUGUGUUUAGAAAGGUUAGAGCAAUUUUGGGUGGCCGCAUCCGUUUCGUGCUGUCUGGUGGCGCUCCUCUUUCUGGUGACACUCAGAGAUUUAUUAACAUUUGUCUUGGUGCUCCAAUAGGUCAAGGGUAUGGUCUUACUGAGACUUGUGCUGGUGGGACUUUCUCAGAGUACGAUGAUACAUCAGUAGGCCGUGUUGGUGCUCCACUUCCUUGCUCAUUUGUUAAGUUGAUAGAUUGGCCUCAGGCUGGUUAUUUAACAAGUGAUUCACCAAUGCCUCGUGGGGAAAUAGUUAUCGGUGGGCCAAAUGUUACGCUUGGAUAUUUCAAGAAUGAGUUGAAAACAAAGGAAGUGUACAAGGUUGAUGAGAGAGGAAUGAGGUGGUUUUACACUGGAGACAUAGGUCAGUUUCAUGGUGAUGGUUGCCUUGAGAUAAUAGACCGGAAGAAGGACAUAGUUAAACUUCAGCAUGGGGAAUAUGUCUCCUUGGGGAAGGUUGAAGCUGCACUUAUUGUCAGCCCAUACGUCGACAAUAUAAUGUUGCAUGCUGAUCCUUUCCGUAGUUAUUGUGUGGCUCUUGUGGUAGCUUCACAGCCCACUGUGGAAGGUUGGGCCUCGAAACAAGGAAUUGCUUUUCUUGAUUUUUCAGACUUAUGCCAAAAGGAAGAAACUGUGAAGGAAGUGCAUGGGUCACUUGUAAAGGCAGCAAAGCAGUCCCGUAUAGAGAAGUUUGAGAUCCCUGCGAAGAUCAAAUUGCUUCCUGAACCCUGGACUCCCGAAUCUGGCCUGGUGACUGCAGCACUUAAGAUAAAGAGAGAGGUGAUUCGGAAAACAUUCUCCGACGAACUUGCUCAGCUAUACAAAUCAUGAUUCUUCCAGCUUUGCUUAAUAGGCCAGGCCUGGCGAAGCUUUGUGUAAGCCAACUCUGUUCAUAUGCAGGUUGCUGUUUUCCAGUCAUUUCUUUAUGAUGUUUUUCUACUUUUUUCAACCACAAAUAGACUUUUCAAUUUGUUUCUACUUCUUGUGGCGGAAGUAAUUUUGGUCAAAAAUAAGACAGGAUGGCUGUCUAUUUACGUGA